Molecule: messenger RNA, 414 nt
Organism: Echinostoma caproni
Lineage: Eukaryota; Metazoa; Platyhelminthes; Trematoda; Plagiorchiida; Echinostomatidae
Source: the annotation of a GenBank genome assembly
AUCAUUGACAAACGGGCGCACGAUCCAACUGAUGAGAUUUCUAUCCUGACCCGAUUCAGUCAUUUGAAAAAUGUGGUCACGUUGGUCGCGGUCUACGACUCGGAUUCUUUUGUGUACAUGGUGACCGAGUAUUUGGGUGGUGGAGAGCUUUUGGAUCGAGUGAUGCGCAAGCGUGGUCUGUCGGAAUUCGAAGCGAGUCGCGUGGUCGAAGUGAUUGCUGGAACACUGGCUGAACUGCACAAAAAUCGGGUCUCUUUAGAAUUCUCCUUUUUCUACACCUAUAGUAUUGAACUUCUUCCCGGUCCCGGAACCCAGUUCUCUCUUGCUCUUGGUCCGUUUUUCCAGAGCGACAGAAAUAAGCGCUUCUCUUUUUGUUCCCAUCAUUACUACUCCCUGUAUCAUAUCGAUCCAUAG